ACGGGUGCCCAACUCCAAACGGGUCAAAAGCUAACAUAAAUGGCGUUUGAGCAAAAAUAUCAACAGAAACAUGAGAUCAAGUAAAGAAAGCAAAAGGAAAAACAAGUAUGCUUCAUCCCCAACAAGAACCCGACCCGUUAAACCAUCAGGACCCGACUCAAGACCUCCCUAUUCCGGGCUAUCUCCUCCACCAUCAGCUGCUCUCCUUGAGAGUGAAAUUGUCACUGAUUCAGACUUGGCUUUGUUUGAGAAGCUUGAAAUUUCUUCCAAUAACAACCCAAGAAGUUUCCCGUAUAGUGUGAAGCAGCAGUGUUGGGAGAAAGCGGAGAAAGUGAAGGGUAGAGACCCGGACCGAUGGCGCCGCGACCCGUUGGGGAACAUACUGUUUCGGAAGCUUGUGGGUUGUCCUGGUUGUCUAUGCCAUGACUAUGACCAUAUUAUUCCCUAUUCCAAGGGUGGACAAAGUACAUUAGAGAAUUGUCAGGUUCUGCAGGCCACAGUUAAUCGAUCCAAGGGGAAUCGAACUGAUAUAUCAAAAGCUGAACUUAUUAAGAGAAGUUCUUAUUGUCGGGUUUCAGGUCGUGACAUGGAUCUUCUUGAACUUUCUGCCUACGGCAAUGUCCGUCAUGGGCAAGAUUCUGGGGGGUGUAAAAUUCAGUGAGUCAUUAUUUUGAUAAUUUCAGUAUUACAACUUCUUUGUACAAGAUACUCAAGAAUGACAUUGAUACACUUCUCUUCCUUAAUCAAAGGAAAGGGUAUCUCUUGGAAUUUAGGCCUUAUAUUCGUGUAUCAAAUUGCCCGCAGUUGUUAACUCACAACUGUAGCUAGCUUCAUGAUCCUUGCUACUUGUAUUUAUUCUCUUUACAAAUCAAUUAAAGCUCUUCACUACUUCCACACC
Messenger RNA from Nicotiana attenuata, 898 nucleotides. RefSeq lists its product as uncharacterized. Bases 71 to 661 code for a protein of 196 amino acids. The transcript has 4 exons. Gene Ontology annotation, molecular function: zinc ion binding; endonuclease activity; nucleic acid binding. NCBI's taxonomy places the organism in Eukaryota, Viridiplantae, Streptophyta, Magnoliopsida, Solanales, Solanaceae. The record is from RefSeq and is a predicted model, not a curated record.